UUAGAUUCUAACGUAUUUAGCGUUCUUGAACGAUGGAGUGACCACUUCACUGAGUGAAUUUUUGCUUAUCCAAUUCAACGGUGAUUGAUUGGAGAAUUGAAUUGGAAACCUCAAUGGAAGUUGAACCCUCUAACACUGAUUCUGGAUCCAAUCAAAGACCUCAAGUUGUAUACCGCUGCAAGAAAUGUCGUAGGAUUGUUGCUUCAGAGGAGCAUGUUGUUCACCAUAAACGCGGAGAGGGACAGAAGUGCUUCAAAUGGAAAAAGAGAAGUGAUGAAUCAGAUGAUCCACCUGAAUGCUCAUCUAUUUUUGUGGAGCCAAUGAAGUGGAUGCAAGUAGUUGAAGAAGGAUGCAUAGAAGACAAGCUUCAGUGCAUUGGUUGCAAAGCUCGACUUGGUUCCUUCAACUGGGCAGGCAUGCAGUGCAAUUGUGGGGCAUGGAUCAAUCCUGCUUUUCAGCUGCAUAAAAGUCGAUUAGAUGAGUGCCGUAGUUGAGUUUUCGUCUCAUAAAGAUGAAGAGAAAUCCAACAAUGAUGUAUCUUUAGACGAUGUUGCAAUAUAUAAAGAUGAUGGAAGUUUUCUGAUA
This is a messenger RNA of Olea europaea var. sylvestris, 585 nucleotides long. RefSeq names its product probable inactive dual specificity protein phosphatase-like At4g18593. The record is from RefSeq and is a predicted model, not a curated record. Gene Ontology annotation, biological process: protein dephosphorylation. The coding region runs from base 114 to 494 and encodes 126 amino acids. NCBI's taxonomy places the organism in Eukaryota, Viridiplantae, Streptophyta, Magnoliopsida, Lamiales, Oleaceae. The transcript has 3 exons. Gene Ontology annotation, molecular function: protein tyrosine/serine/threonine phosphatase activity.